Echinostoma caproni is the source of this 1608-nucleotide messenger RNA. The record is from the annotation of a GenBank genome assembly. NCBI's taxonomy places the organism in Eukaryota, Metazoa, Platyhelminthes, Trematoda, Plagiorchiida, Echinostomatidae.
CUCCAAGAAAUCAUGUCUUCCGUUAAAGUUGCUGUCCGAGUUCGACCGUUCAACAAGCGCGAAAUCGCUGCGUGCAGCGAGUGUGUCAUUCAGAUGCAAGAUCAGACAACAUUAAUCCGUCGACCUGGUUCCAAGGAGGCUCCGAAGAGUUUCGAGUACGACUACAGUUACUGGUCACACACUUCCCCAAAAGAUCCCAUGUUCGCCGAUCAGCGUCGCGUGUACGAGGAUUUGGGGGUGCAAACAUUGGAACACGCGAUCAAAGGAUACAAUGUGUGCAUUUUUGCCUACGGACAGACCGGUUCGGGCAAGUCGUACACAAUGAUGGGCAAACCAGGCGUGGACACAGAGGAGGGUAUCAUUCCUCGAUUGUGUCGUGAUCUGUUCACUCGAUUGGACAAGUUGNNNCACACGGCAAAAUCAGAUCAAACGGUGCAAAAUAUAGUAGAGGUGUCGUACAUUGAGAUCUAUUGCGAACGCGUGCGUGAUUUGCUGAAUCCACAAAGUAAGAGCAAUUUACGAGUUCGUGAGCAUCCGAUUCUUGGACCGUAUGUCGAGGAUUUGUCCAAAUGUGUGGUUCGCUCGUUUGACGAAAUCAGUGAACUGAUCGAUGUGGGCAAUAAAGCGAGGACUGUGGCCGCAACCAAUAUGAACGAAACGAGCAGUCGAUCGCAUGCCGUUUUCACCAUGGUUGUCACCCAGAAACUAAAUGACGCGGUGACCAAUGUGGUCACGGAAAAGGUGAGCAAGAUCAGCCUGGUUGACUUGGCAGGUAGUGAGAGAGCGGAUUCCACUGGGGCAACGGAUGUUCGAUUAAAGGAGGGUGCAAAUAUUAACAAAUCACUGACGACUUUGGGCAAAGUGAUUGCAGCAUUGGCUGAUGCGGUACGUCCAAGUGCUUAUCUUAAGUGGCAUUUGACUGCUUGCGAAUCCGUACCUAACCACUUCUUAACUUGUUUACGUUCAAAAUUUCAGAGUUCAAAACGGAAAAAGAAAAGUGAUUUCAUACCAUACAGAGAUUCUGUUCUCACCUGGCUUUUGCGUGAAAAUCUUGGAGGCAAUUCACGCACGACAAUGAUUGCGGCGCUCUCACCGGCUGACAUCAAUUACGAGGAGACACUGUCCACCUUGCGCUACGCCGAUCGAGCCAAACACAUUGUGUGCAAGGCCGUGAUAAACGAAGACCCGAAUGCCAAACUGAUUCGGGAGCUCAAGGCGGAAGUUGCACGAUUACAACAAAUUCUCAGUUUGGAGAGAUUGGACACAUCUGGACCUCCGCGUUUACUGAAAGAUAGUGAAACGACAACCAACGGGGAGCCGUUGUCCCAAUUCCCGAAUGAGCACACUGCAACGCUGGAAGCAUUGCAAGCAUCGGAAAAGUUGAUUGCGGAACUAAAUGAGACUAUGGAAGACAAAUUGAGACGCGCGGAGCAACUCAGGGAACAAAGAGAAAAAGAACUGAUGGACAUGGGCAUUGCCAUACGCAGUGACGGUGGAGUAACCGGGGUGUUUACACCGAAAAAUACUCCACAUCUUGUUAAUUUGAACGAAGAUCCAGCCAUGUCCGAAUGUCUUAUCUACUAUCUGAAACAAGGAGUGACUCGGUAA